AUGAGCAAGCUCCUCGCACAAGGAUGGGACUUUUCCCAUCCGGCAAAAUCUCGCGAAUUCUGUGGUUCCAGCUUAACAUCAAUCAUCAAUAUCAAUAUCAAGUGGUCAGAGUCCUUCUCGGUUAGUUUUCUCAUCUACUUGGAAAUCAUGCGAAGAAAAUUCAGGAAAAAGCUGCAAAGACGUCUUUCAGCAGCAGAUAUGGGCUGGACCAAAAGAGAAUGUUCGGCUUAAGAAAAUCCAGCUCUGCCCUCUACGACAUAAUGUUUUGAUUUCUCGGAUAGCGGCGAUCCUCGAAGAAUAAACAAGAGGUAAUUAUCAAAAAGUAGAGUCUCCAUUGAUAAAAGGAAAAUUUCAGUUUGAAGCGGACAAAGUCGGAAACUAGCCACCGCAUUUUCAAAAGUUUCGGAACAUUUAUCGUCGAAAAAAAGUAAUUUUCUCUAAAAUUACGCUCCAGGUUGGUAACCUUAUCUUAUUUACAGAAAAAAACAUUUUUAUUCAGAUUUCAAUAAUUUCAAACUCCAUGAUAUUAUACUAAUAUAAUCCUAUUUUCUACAUUUACCGGUCCCAACUCUCAUCCGGGCUUUGAAUAGUUACGCUUCAGGUGGGUAACCUUAUCUUAUCAACAGGAAAAAAAGAUUUAUUUUAGAUUUCAAUAACAGCGAACUUCAUACUAUUAUCAGAAAGCCGAUCAGUUCUACUCAUAUCAUCAUUUUCUCUAUAUUUACCCGUCCCAAUUGGAAUUUGGUCUUGGAAAAGUCUCCCCAAGGUUGAUUAAUUUUCGAAAUUCGAAAAAUAUUCUCAUUUUUUCAGAUUGA
Molecule: messenger RNA, 815 nt
Organism: Caenorhabditis auriculariae
Lineage: Eukaryota; Metazoa; Nematoda; Chromadorea; Rhabditida; Rhabditidae
Source: the annotation of a GenBank genome assembly